Molecule: messenger RNA, 5670 nt
Organism: Xyrauchen texanus (razorback sucker)
Lineage: Eukaryota; Metazoa; Chordata; Actinopteri; Cypriniformes; Catostomidae
Product: CCR4-NOT transcription complex subunit 6-like
Exons: 11
Biological process (GO): nuclear-transcribed mRNA poly(A) tail shortening
Cellular component (GO): CCR4-NOT complex; cytoplasm; nucleus
Molecular function (GO): poly(A)-specific ribonuclease activity
Source: RefSeq, a predicted model, not a curated record
UAUCAACAUGGCUGCCUCCUCGAGGAGUUAAUAAAGCGGGAAUUGCUUUUGAACAACAAUUGUUUACGAGUUUUGCCUUAUGAACUUGGUCGGCUGUUUCAGUUGCAAACCCUCGGUCUCAAAGGUAAUCCAUUAUCCCAGGAUAUACUCAGCCUUUAUCAGGAGCCUGAUGGAACAAGAAAGUUAUUGAAUUACAUGCUUGACAAUCUAGCAGUCCACCCAGAACAACUCCCCCAAAGAUCUUGGAUCACAUUGAAGGAGCGAGAACAAAUGAUGCCCACAGCUGUGUUCACAGUUAUGUGCUACAAUGUAUUGUGUGACAAGUAUGCAACAAGGCAGUUGUACGGCUACUGUCCCACCUGGGCCCUUAACUGGGAAUACAGGAAGAAAGGCAUCAUGGAAGAGAUCACUAACUGUGACGCUGACAUCAUCAGCCUGCAGGAGGUGGAAACAGAGCAGUACUACACUUUCUUUCUGGCAACAUUGAAAGAGCGUGGAUAUGAUGGCUUUUUCUGUCCAAAGUCUCGUGCCAAACUUGUGUCAGAACAGGAGAGGAAACAUGUGGAUGGCUGUGCUGUGUUUUUCAAAACUGAGAAAUUUGCUCUGGUGCAGAAACACACAGUGGAGUGUGUUUUCAAUCAGGUUGCCAUGGCAAACUCUGAGGGCUCUGAGAUUAUGCUUAAUAGAGUCAUGACCAAAGAUAACAUAGGAGUAGCUGUCCUAUUGGAGGUGAAAAAAGACAUGUUUGCUAGUGAUUUAAAGCAGCCUCCAGAGAAACAACUCCUGCUGGUAGCUAAUGCCCACAUGCACUGGGAUCCAGAGUAUUCCGAUGUGAAGCUCAUCCAGACUAUGAUGCUCCUGUCUGAGCUGAAGAGCAUUGCUGAAAAGGCUUCAGGCUCCAUCAACUCUGCCUCACCCACUUCAGACACCCGCUUCAUCCCUAUAGUCCUGUGUGCUGACCUGAACUCUCUCCCAGACUCUGCCUUUAGACGAUUAGCCAACAGCAAAAACGUCAAGUCCGACGGCAGUAUCACACACAGUUUCCAGCUGAAAUGUGCCUACAAGAGGAAUCUGAUGCCCUUCACCAACUACACUUAUGACUUCAAUGGUGUGAUUGACUAUAUCUUCUUCUCUAAGACACACAUGAGCGUUCUGGGAGUUCUGGGUCCACUAGAGUCUCAGUGGCUGAAAGACAACAGCAUAACCGGCUGCCCCCACCCACACAUCCCCUCCGAUCACUUUUCCCUCCUUGCUCAGCUGGAGUACCUCCCAUCUUUGCCCUCCCUCAACGGGUUGCAUCUGCCUGUCCACAGAAUAACCAACCUCACCGUAGCAGUCACAAUGCGUCACUCCACUGAUUCGCGCAGCUCUCUAGAGCGGAGAAGCACAUCACAUUCGGCGCGCGGAGCUACCAUGUGGAGAGAGGACCACGCACUCACGGCCCGGGGGCAGCAGGUAUGCACAAUGUCUGAUUUAUGUCACCCUGUUUCACCUGUGUCUGCCCCCGAGCCCGUUUAUGCAUCCAGUGCAUUUCUGAGCGCCGUGCACUCUUCGGGCGCUAACCUAGGGUUAUUUUUGCGAGGCAGCGGUUGUGUAACUCUUAACCCCGCCCUCGGCAUUAUGGACCCAGCGGCCCAACUCGUGGGUUUGCGUCAGGGGAGCCAAACCGUGGAGGCUUAUAUUAUGGAUUUUUGUGUCCUGGCGUACCAGGUGAAUUUUAAUGAGGUGGCUCUGAAGACCAUUUUUCAAUGUGGACUGAAUGAGCCAACCUCAUCAUUAAUGCCUGGUGGUCGCUGCCCCCUUAACCUGGUUCAGUUUAUUGACCUCGCCCUACUGUACUCUGGUUCCUCGUUCACUGUGGGGGAGGCAGACACUGAACCAGCGCUCCACACCACGGCCCCCGUCUCGAAGCCUACCACGGCCCCCGUCUCGAAGCCUACCACGGCCCCCGUCUCGAAGCCUGUAACGGCCCCAGUCUCGAAGCCUGGCACGGCCAGCGAGUCAACGCCCAUGCCCGCCACGGCCAGAGAGCCAGCGCCCAUGCCCGCCACGGCCAACGAGCCAGCGCCCAUGCCCGCCACGGCCAACGAGCCAGCGCCAUGCCCGCCACGGCCAACGAGCCAGCGCCCAUGUCGGCCACGGUCAGCGAGCCAGCGCCUGUAGCCUCGACCGCCCCAGAGCCAGCGCCUGUAGCCUCGACCGCCCCCAUGGCCACAUCCCCUGUUGGCCGAAGACGUCAGAGAAGGAAGAGGGCCCCUUCUCCCCAGUCUCGUCUUGUGCUCAAGACCGCAGAGGUUCCCCCAGAGUCUUCCACGGCUCUGCCGGGUUCUGCUCCGCCCCCAGAGUCUUCCACGGCUCUGCCGGGUUCUGCUCCGCCCCCAGAGUCUUCCACGGCUCUGCCGGGUUCUGCUCCGCCCCCAGAGUCUUCCACGGCUCUGCCGACCUCUGCUCGCCCCUCAGAGCCCUCCCGGGCUCCGCCUCUCGAGCCUCCCAGGGCUCCUCCUCUCGAGCCACCCAGGGCUCCUCCUCUCGAGCCUCCGAGGGCCCCUCCUCACGAGCCUCCUAGGGCUCCUCUUCACGAGCCUCCCAGAGCUCUACCCCUCGAGUCUUUCAGGGCUCCAUCCCUCAAGCCUCUCACGGCUUCGCCUCUCGAGUCUCUCAGGGCUCCAUCCCUCGAGUCUUUCAUGGCUCCACCCCUCAAGCCUCUCACGGCUUCGCCUCUCGAGUCUUUCAGGGCUCCACCCCUCGAGUCUUUCAUGGCUCCACCCCUCAAGCCUCUCACGGCUUCGCCUCUCGAGUCUUUCAUGGCUCCACCCCUCAAGCCUCUCACGGCUUCGCCUCUCGAGUCUCUCAGGGCUCUCUCAGGGCUCACACGCUCGUUCUGUCCCCUCACGCUCCUCGCAGCCGAGCGCGGCCGUCAGGAGCCGUCCUAUUCAGAGGGGGGAGUACUGUCACGAACCCCGCUCCUCUACCCCAUCUCCGCGUUCGCGAGCACGCACACAUGCACUCCGCGAGCGUGCUCGCUUCUCGCUUCCCGCUACCUCGCUCCGCCCCCUUGAGCCCGUACGCUCUGUUUCCUCCCUCGCGAGCUCACACGCUCGUUUUGCUAUUACGAGCUCUCACUCGUAAACUAUCUCCUCCCUCUAGCGCACUCGCCUCAAUCAGCCUGAACAUUAUGACCACUUGCACUCACGCGCUUCUCGUCCCCACACAUUAGUAACACCUGCACUCGUCUCGUCACCUUCAUUGUUUACACCUGUACUCGCCCCAUAAAUACAUUAUCCUUCCGUUUGUUUCCUGUUGGUUAUUGUGUGUAUUUAGUUCCCCGUAUCUUUGCCCCUGCUAGUCUCGUCUAGUUCUGCCCCUGCUAGUCUCGUCUAGUUCUGCCCCUGCUAGUCUUGUCUAGUUUUGACCUCCCCACCAUUUUUCCUCUUAGCUUGCCAACUCGUUCCCCUGUCUUCGUUCCCACUUGUUAUUGUUAUUCAGAUUACCCUGGCUUUUGACCCUACGCUUCCCUUGACCAUUCUUCACUUGACUUGCCCCUUUUUGUACUGUUGCACUGCUUUUAUCACAUUAAAAGCAGUUCUCACCGACAUUGUGACUGUCUCUACUUGUGUGUGUGUGUGUGUGUGUGUGUGUGUGUGUGUGUGUCGGGUUACACUUGCAAUGAAAUCCAGAUAACAUCCCGGCACUGAUGCAAAGAUAACAUCCCGGUACUGAUAUGUACUGACACAAUGCAAAGAUAACAUGGUUCUCAGUAACAAGAAAUUUGAAAAUCAUAGACAAUGGAAUCUCUGAUUGGCCAAGGUGAUUGCUAUUAAAUUGCAAUCUAUAAUUGCUUCUAUUGUUGACCUAGCCAUUGUCAACUCUAGAUAGGACAUUAUCUCAUUUGUUUGGCAUAAGUGUACAUAUCAAGAGCAUUGCCAUUGUUGGAGACAGUUUUAACUCAAUGUUAUAUCUGUCCUUUUUUAUGGUUCUUGAGGUCAGCCAACUAAGAUAUCAGCUUUCACUAAAUGACACUUAAUUGACUUUGCAUAAACUGAAGUUUUAGUAUUUCUUUUUCUAAAAAGUGUACAAAAUUUCUGCCAUUGCAAAGUACUUUUAUAAAAUUAUAGACUUCACAUUUUGGUCUUUAAUCCCUCCAAAAAUUGGCCCCAAUCAUUUCCAUUGUAAGUGCCUCACUGUAAAAUCGAUUUAGAUUUGAGUCGAAAAUUAUUUUUUGGUAAUCAACAAUAUUCCACAAAUUCCACUGAAUAAGCUUAACUUGUAUUGAACCCGGAAUAUUCCUUUAAUAAACUAAAACAUUUCUCCAAGCUAGCAAUCAUUAAAACAUCUUAAACAAGAUUUUGUGCUUCGAAAAAAUGCUGGACCAAAGCGUUUUUAUUCUAAGCACUAUUACUAGCAUAAGUUGCCCUUUGCUAUUUGUCUAUUUCUACACUACAUCUCUGGUUUUAGUUUCAACAAACACACCUAAGCUAUAUGACACCAAGCAAUGUCUAGCUGCCCUAACAUGCUUCAUCAGACUGUGCUUUGCUUAGUGUUUUGUGAGCUGGUAAAUAGUUUCAUAAGGAAAAGAUCAGCGCUACAGAGAGAAAGGCACUGUAAUAUGUGUGAUGCAUGUCCCUUUUAACUUACAGCCAUUCAUCUUAAAAAAUAAAUACAAUAACCAGAAACUCCUACUCCCUGUCAAUUUUGCUGACAAGUCCAUUUUUGGUUAGGAUAAUGACACCACCCUAAUAUUUUACUGACAUGCUGAUUGCCAUCAGAAAAAAAAAAGAACUACAACUAAGCAAUAAAAGCAUUGUAAAAUAUCCACACCCAAUCUUACAAAAUGUCAACAAACACACCUAAGCUAUAUGACACCAAGCUUCACCCAAUCUUACACUCAUCCACUGUAUAAUAUCAUAAGCGGCAUUCUUUUAAAGUUUUACAGAAUAUUAAAAGAAAUACUGAAUUGCAUAUAGAGCACACCACUUUGAUAAAACUGUGCCUAGUCUGAACCAUCUUUUUUACACUGCCUGUGAAAGCAAGACGCUUACAGAAUGAGUCAGCAGCACCAGCAUCCAUUCAUCCAUCUCUUCUCUUCAGCAGAGAGACAUUUUUUGCACUUAAAUAUGUUUGAAACUAAUCAAGUAAUGCCCACAAAAAAGGGUUCCUCACCCAGGGAUAUAUCUGGUUCAUGUCUGUUCUUCAAAUUUCAUCAGAUUGGUGGACAAAUGUUAUUCCCCUUUAAUUAGAAUGUUGCUAAGAGUGAAUUGUGUAUUUAUACCAGCUGAAUAUAUUUACUGACUGCCAAACUCUUUUUAAUCCUGAAUGUUCAGUUUGUGUUUUUAAAGUAGAAAUAAAAGCAUGUGGAAAAUAGUCUUUAUAAUAGUAACUGGUGUUACUAUUGAUGAAGGACUGAUGAAGGCAUGAUUGUUGGGUGAUGUAAAGCAUUGUUUUACCAAGGUACUAUGACUAGAAUAGCCAAACUAGAGAAUUUGUUCCCUGUAUGAUGACUGCAACAUCCUAUAGGCAAUUAUCAUUGACUUUUGUGUGAAACAAUGGCCUUUUCAUGCCAUUUUACUCGGCUGAGGAGCACAGAUUUUGUAAAUCUUGUUUGGUUUAAAAAACAAAACUCAUCUUUAUUGUGGCCUGUAUGUGACCUGUUUAUACAACAAUAAAAUCACA